Miscanthus lutarioriparius is the source of this 2475-nucleotide messenger RNA. The record is from the annotation of a GenBank genome assembly. NCBI's taxonomy places the organism in Eukaryota, Viridiplantae, Streptophyta, Magnoliopsida, Poales, Poaceae.
AUGGAGGACCGCCACAUCGCCGUCGUCGGCCUCGGGGGAGACCCCCACACGGCCUUCUUCGGUGGGUUCGACGGCCACGGUGGCAAGGCCGCCGCUGAGUUCGCCACCAACAACAUGCCCAGGAUCAUGGCGCAGGAGCUGCUGCAGCAGCAGCAGCAGCAAACGCCCAUGACCACAAUCAAAGCCGUUGAGGAGGAGGCCAUGAGGCGUGCCUACCUGAGGACCGACGCCGACUUCUCCUCCACUUCCAGCGCGGGCGGCGCCUACUGCGUCACGGCGCUACUCCACGAGGGCCGCCUCAUGGUGUCCAACGCCGUGCUCUACCAUGCGGGCAAGGGCUCGCUGGCGAUGUCUAGGGGCAUCGGCGACGGGCACCUCAAGCCAUGGGUGCUGGCGGAGCCAGACACCACCACGCUGCCCGUGGACGCGAGCUGCGAGUUCCUUGUCCUCGCCUCCGACGGCCUAUGGGACAAGGUGGACGCGCAAGAAGCGGUGGACGUCGCGCGUCUCGUCAGUGUUACAUCGGCGCCAGCAGCGCCCCCUCCGUGGCUCGCGGUUGGUGGGCUCCAUUGCAAGGGACUUAUUGAGAAAACACCAUUACCUAGCAUGGGGCAAAUUGAUCGAGGUCACCAGCAUGUGUUUCAGCGUGAUUAUAACUUUACCUUGCCAAGAAACGGCACAAUUUUCGACAUAGACAUUGAUGCAUUUCAACAGAAGCCUUGGAGACAGCAAGGGGUGGAUCUUACUGACUACUUCAAUUUUAGUCUGGAUGAAGAAGGCUGGAGAAAAUAUUGGUGUAGCAUGAAACAAUUAAGGUUAGGGGCUAGAUCACUUGUAAAUGAAACAUCAGGAUUGGAGCAGGAAUCAUACAAACUGAAAUCUGUCAAAGCAAUGUCCAAGGUAGCAAAUGAUUCUGGAUCUGAAGGAAGAAAUGGCCUUGGCAAGGUAAACAUGACGCUUUCGCCAUCAAAUCAAUCCACUUCAGAUGACAGCUCAAAGUUAAAUUACAAUGCUGUGGCUACUGAAAGGCACGCCCCCAGCCUGGCUCCGCCCGGAAGUUCGCCGGAGGUGGUCGCCAGAGGUGGCAGUGGCAUCCGUGGAGGUCCUCGUCGUCGGAGGUCCGUGCUCACGGAGAUCCGCGGAGGUCCUCGUCGGAGGAGGCGAGGUGGCAGGCGUGCAGGGCGGCUCCUCGAUGGCUUCCCGGCCAUGGCGGAGGCGGAGGAGGAGGAGCAGGAGGGGCCCCGCCGAGCCGCCGUGGCGAGCGUUGGUCGAUCCACCGAGUCAAUGCGGCGUACGUCUAAGCCGCGCCCGGUGGUCGAUCCACCGAGCCAUGCUGUUCUUCAUCGUCCUGGACAUCCUCUUGGUGGUGCACGUGGUGGGCGCCGUCGCCGUCGCGGCGUACGUCUAUGCCGCGCCCGGUGCGAGGCAGACGCUGCGGCGCAAGGCCCUGAACGUGUGGACCUUCUCGGUGUUCACGACGGUGUCCACGUUCUCCAACUGCGGCUUCAUGCCGACGAACGAGAACAUGAUGGUGUUCAGCCGGGACAUGCCGCUGCAGCUGCUGCUCGUGCCGCAGGCGCUGGUGGGCAACACGCUGGUGGGCGGCCUUGGGACCUCCACCGCAGGAUGUUCAUGAUGGAGGUUCCUCAGAGGGUGUUGGGAGCAAACUUGAUAGAAGAGAUUCUUAUUUUGCAAGGGAUCAAUCUCGUAGUCCUGAUUAUUCUGAUACGCUUUCUGGAGAAUCAAAAGAAAAUCUCUAUUUUAAGAGAUCCAAUAGACAUUCAGAAUUCAGGGACUUCUUUGAAGACACCAAACUUCAGGAUGAGCAUGUCAAAUCUGAUUUUAAUUGCUAUUCAAUCAGGAAAGAGAAGAGCCAUCGAUGACCGUAGCGUGGAUGUUGAAUUUUCCCGUUACACUGACUACAGAUUUUGCGAAAGGCAGAGUCCUGAGGUAAGAGGCAGAUACAGAGACAAAGGAAGAUUUGCCAAAAGCAAUGAUGGGCAUUUCAGACAUGCUAACCAUCUUGAGUUGUAUCCUGGCCUCAACAAUUAUGAGGGGGACAGGCCUGCUACUGGCUUCCCUUCUAUGAGCUCAAGAAACAGAUGCAUCAAUAACAAAAAAGUCCGCAAUGCUAAGACGGCACAAAAUAAUUGUCAUGGGUAUCAUCAAAAGAACAAGCAGCAUGAUUCAUCAUUUUGUAUUGGCAACAUUCCUCGAUCUGCUUUGCAAACUGAUACUUAUGCUGAAACAGGCCAUUUUGUUCUGCCAAUUAAGAGGAAGCUUCAUUCUGAUCUGGGUCCCGUGGACCAAAAAACUCUUGCUGAUUUGCCACUUCUGAAAGGAAGAAGAUUGAUGCAUGGCCAAUCCAUUGUCAGUGAUAGGAGGAUUUAUGCUUUGAAGCUGCAUAAGUCGACAGAGAAAAUUAAUACAGAAGUCAUUUGUAGUUUCAAACAUUUUUGUUGGGAGAAAACAUGA